Molecule: messenger RNA, 3298 nt
Organism: Oncorhynchus mykiss (rainbow trout)
Lineage: Eukaryota; Metazoa; Chordata; Actinopteri; Salmoniformes; Salmonidae
Biological process (GO): regulation of immune system process; negative regulation of transcription by RNA polymerase II; regulation of cytokine production
Cellular component (GO): nucleoplasm
Molecular function (GO): DNA-binding transcription repressor activity, RNA polymerase II-specific; RNA polymerase II cis-regulatory region sequence-specific DNA binding
Source: RefSeq, a predicted model, not a curated record
CGUUGACUACCAUCAGAGCCGAUGUUUCUAGCCGUAUCCAUGACGCGCUGCUUGUCGGUGAAGUUGUGGAACUUUAUAACCACCGGCCGUGGGCGCUGAUUGGGACCGGGUAUCGGUGCUUGAGAGCGAUGGGCUCUGUCCAGCUUCACACGGCCAGCCUUAGUGUCCAUUUGUAGGUAGCCAGGGAUCCAUUCCUCAAAGAAUUUUACUUAACGUGUCCCUUCAGAAUUUUCCGGGUGUCCCACAACACGAAUAUUGCAUCUGCGUCCUCGAUUAUCCAAGUCGUCAAUGUGCUCCGCCAUUUCGCGCACCUGUUUCUCAAGUGCUUUUAGCUUAGCGUCCAUAGAUGUAGUUGAAGUUUCCACUGCAUCAAUUCUUCCUUCCGCCUCAACAACACGUUCCACAACCCUCUGUAGUUCAGCUGAAUGGCCUGCUAUUGCUUCCAAGACCGUUCUUAUCUUAGCAUCGAUCACUUUAGUAAUGUUAUCAGUCAUCUUUUGAAUCACCAGGUCCAUUGUGCCUGUAUCCGCAAUGGUGCUAGCCUCGCUAACGUUAGCUAGCUCCUCAUGCACAUCCACAGGGGUGGGGGUUUUGGUCGACUUCUUAGUAGUUCUGUUGGGCAUGUUGUCGGAGAUUUUUGCGGAAAAGUCGUCAAGACUCAUUAUAUGGUAACUUAUUUAGCCAAUUCUACCACUUUUUCAAGCUAGGAGAUUAAUGUAAAAAUAUAAAUUUACGAAUGCCACGAGAGCUCGCUGAAACACCGUGUUCUCUCUACGGCGCCAUUUUCAUCCCCCGUUUAUUUCAUUUCUGAACAACACUUAGAUUUUAGUUUUUUGAUUCAGACACUUUCUUUAAAAAUAAAAAAGCAUCCAGUCCACUUCAUACCAUGUCUGAAAUGGGUUCUGGCUGCCAUGUUCAUACCAUGUCUGAACUGGGUUCUGGCUGCAGUGUUCAUACCAUGUCUGAACUGGGUUCUGGCUGCAGUGUUCAUACCACGUCUGAACUGGGUUCUGGCUGCCGUGUUGCAGCCCAGACAAGCUCACAACAGGGUCCAGAGAUGGCAUCAGUGAAGCUGGAAGACUGCAGUAAAACACUGGAACUCAAUGUGAUUGUCAAAGAGGAGGAGGAGGAGCGAGAAAUCGAGGAGGAGGAGGAAGAAGAGGAUGAGGAAGAUAAUGACAUUGACUCUGAUAUGGAAGAAGAGGAGGACCAGAAAGGAGGAGGUUUGGCCAACCCAGGGCUUGUUAUUGUUAAAAGACAGGAUGAGGAGGAGAGGGACAGAGAGAAGGAUGAAGAGGAAGAGGAGGAAGGUGUGGAUAGGACCAAGCCAGGAGAGGGUGCCAGCUCUGACCCAGACAGCCUUGGGGACCCUGACCCGGAGAGACCGUACCUCUGCUCCCAGUGCGGCAAGCGGUUUACUGCAGCCAGCAGCUUGAAGAUACACACGAUGACCCACAGCGGAGAGAAACCCCACCAUUGUUCCAUUUGCGGGAAGGCCUUCUUGCGAUCCUAUGACCUGAGACGACACCAGGUGGUUCACAAAGGAGAGGUUGCCAGAUCUGACACAGACAUCUCUGAGAAGCACCACCGCUGCUCCGAGUGCGGAAAGAGGUUCCUCACAAAGACGCGGCUGAACAGACAUGCGCUGAUUCACAGCGGAGAGAAACCACAUCAGUGCUCUGUCUGCGGGAAGUGUUUCUUACGACCCGACGACCUGAGGAGACACAUGACCAUCCACACCGGAGAGAAAACCAAGCACGUCUGCCAUCCGUGUGGGAAGACCUUCACCUUGCUACGGCACCUCAAGAUCCACCAGCGAGUCCAUACGGGAGAGAAACCAUACCACUGCUCCAAGUGCCCGGAGAGUUUCGCCCACCUGUUGGAGUAUAGGAAGCACAGACAGACCCACCGUAUCGAGAAACCAUACCACUGUGAUGACUGUGGCAAGAUGUUCUCCCACUUCAGAACCCUCAAGGUUCAUCGUCUGAUCCACACAGGAGAGAACCUCCACCACUGCUCCUACUGCGGGAAGGGCUUCACGAUCAGAGGGAACCUCAACACCCACCUACUGACUCACACCAAGGAGAAACCGCAUCAGUGCUCCAUCUGCGGACAACGCUUCGCCAGAUCCCAGUGCCUGAAAAAACACAAGCUCAAGAAGUUACACAUGGAAGAGGUCCUCUACCACAUCUGCGACUGCGGUAAGAGCUUCACGGAUGUAGAGAAGCUGCAGACGCAUGCAAGGACGCACUUGAAGAACCUUGAGAAGAGGUUCUGCUGCUCGUACUGCGGUCGGACGUUCGUACGGGCUGGUGACCUUCAAAGCCACCAGAGAACACACACUGGAGAGAAACCGUACGUCUGCACUAUAUGCGGGACCCGUUUCGCCCAGUCUGGGAACCUGAGAGUGCACCAGAUCACUCACACUAAAGAGAGGCCAUACCCUUGUACUGUCUGUGAUAAGGGGUUCACCACACCGGGGAGUCUGAAGGUGCACAUGAGGCUCCAUACAGGGGAGAAGCCGUAUGUCUGUAGCCUGUGUGGGAAAGGGUUCCAUGUACCCAAAUUGCUGAAGAAACACCAGGAGCAUCACACAAGCGAGAUGACAGCCUCCUUGGACAUGACAUAGGAAAAGCCUACAAUUUGUCUGGAGGACUUUUAUUUUGGAAAACACAUGUCCUCAAUGAGACCAGUGGCCAGUACUUUAGUCACUGAGGCCUAUCCUUUCUCAAUUCAUCUUUCCUCGAUUAUCUCGCAUCCUCUCUCCUCACCUGUAUUGGAGGAGAAUAUCUAAAGUCCCUCCCCUCAGACCUUCUCCUCCAAUGAGUUUUGAGAAGAAGCUGAGGAGAGAGAAUGCAAAGACUCGAGGACUGAGGAAUUGAGAAAAAAAUCCAGGUUUCUCUGCUGCUCUCAUUAACACUAGCAUCGCUGGGCCUCGGGCACGUACCAGUGGAGGGUCUAUAUUUGAAACAGUCUAUAAAUCCAUUUAAGGACAUGGGUUUUCAAAAUAAAAGUCAUCUGAAAUUGCGCUCCACAUGUGCUUUUCAAUGUCUCACUAGUCAUGACAGAAUUUGUAGUGCUUCAUUUAGUGAUACAGCCUACAUAAAGCUUCUCUAGGUUAACGCCAUAUAUGAAGACAGUAAUGAUAUAUAUAAUGAUGUGUUACAUCAUGUGUUGCCCUCUUUAGGUAGCCUAGUGGUGAGAGCAUUGGGCCAGUAACUGAAAGGUUGCUAGAUCGAAUCCCUGAGCUGACAAGGUACAAAUCUGUCAUUCUGCCCCUGAGCAAGGCAGUUAACCC